Molecule: messenger RNA, 1509 nt
Organism: Dinoponera quadriceps
Lineage: Eukaryota; Metazoa; Arthropoda; Insecta; Hymenoptera; Formicidae
Product: TSC22 domain family protein 1
Exons: 8
Coding region: 1-1509 (502 amino acids)
Source: RefSeq, a predicted model, not a curated record
AUGGUCGGAGCCCUGGAGCACCCGGUUGGAGGGGGCGCGAUGCGUUUGGUGUUUGCGUUCUUGCUCGACGUCUUGCAUUUUCGCACGACGCUCGUGGGAAGUUGUACCGAUCACGGAUUAAUGCACGCCGGAAAUCACAGCAUGGAAGACGUAAGCGUCACGCUCACUAGUACAACCGCGACGAGCACGAACACGGUCCAUCCUAGCGUAAAUGACGUGGACUGGUUCGCCGGUGUCGCCGAGGAGGACUGGCUAUAUUAUACGAGUGUCACCAAUGACGUCGAUUCCUUGUGGGCUGUUAUCGGGAGCUUUGUGCCACCACCACCUAGACCACCUUACGUGCCCGAGGAUGGCAUCGCUACCGACGGACUCACCACCUGCGACCUGUGUUCCUGGGCAUGGAAGAAUGACAGGCAUUCGUUCUCGUUGGACGGCACCCUCGAAGGUCGUGGAGAGUACGGAUGGGUGCUGACUCUAGUGAUAGUAUCCUUAGUAUCGGCUGGUAUCGGAGCGGUGGCGAUGAUGAUCUAUUCUCACUGUCGAAGGAUAGUGAACGGCGGUGGCAGAGCGAGUUGCUGCGGCGUCGGCGUGGAAGACUCGAGCGUACCCGAGGCCGGCGGGCCCACGGGGGCGGGUGGUACAGGCAGCGGGGUGGCCGUCAUACCCGAUCGGCCGCCUCUCGAAUUAGACAAAUUACCACCUUAUCACGACGUAGCGCCUAGCCCCGGGCACAACGUGUGGUCGUGGCUGGGUUCUCGGCGAGGCGGUGGCACCCCGGGAGUCGUCACGACGCCGCUCUCCCUUCCGCAGCACCGACGAGCGAUGAAUCUCCCAGUCGAGAAUCACUACACCCACAUGCAAACCGACGAGGCGCUGUACGCAGAACUGGACUCUCAGGCCGCGAGCUACGCGAGCGAUCUGCAGUUACAAAUGAGAGGAAGCUCGACGUACGGUACGACUUCCGGCGGCCAAGACGACGAAUAUCACGAAUUGGACGCUGCCAGAUUACAUCGUCAUUACGGGGGCAGCGAUGGUUCACUGCAGACUGACACACUUCGCACUCGACACAGCAAGAGGAUACAAGAGCCGGACUACGAGAUGUACGAGAACGGGCCGUCGACGCCGGUGCCGCCGGGUCAGCAUCAUCAUCACCACCAUCACCAUCACCACAAUCAUCAUCAUCAUCAGCAUCAGGAGCUGAGGAUCGCCGGCAGCAGGAACAGCGAACACCCCUCGUACCAGAACACGGCGUACACCGGAAGCGACGCCGAGCCGGACGGACCGACGCUGAGCAGCGCUCCCAGCAGCGCUUACUACAGCGAUCUCAGCUCGAAUUCGACGAACCAGCAGAUACCGGCGGCCGCCACGGUGUCGUCGUCCGCGAUGACGACGACAACGACGACGGCGGCGCCGACGACCAGCUUACACCUGAGUCCGCAGAACUUGGACGCGCCGCAGUACAGACUCGCGGCGAUCAACGAGAACACGGUGCCUUCGGACUAUAUUUAA